UGUGGCCACGAGGCAGCAACAACCAGAUCACAGAGCGUUGGUGAAAACACAAAAAAGAUAAGAUUUUUCACUUCAUCAAUGGCCUCUGCUUCUCUCCUCAAAUCCUCCCCUGUUCUUGACAAGUGCGAGUGGGUUAAGGGCCAAUCCCUCCGCCAGCCACCCCUCUCCGCCGUCCGCUUCCACCCCACCGCCGCUCCCUCCACCCUCAUCGUCCGUGCCGGCUCCUACGCCGAUGAGUUGGUCAAAACCGCCAAAACCAUUGCGUCUCCGGGACGUGGGAUUUUGGCCAUGGAUGAGUCCAAUGCAACCUGUGGCAAGCGGCUGGCGUCGAUCGGGUUGGAGAACACUGAGGCGAACCGUCAGGCUUACAGAACUCUUCUCGUGACACCGCCGGACCUCGGCAAGUACAUCUCCGGCGCUAUACUUUUCGAGGAGACUCUGUACCAAUCCACCGUCGACGGCGAGAAGAUUGUCGACGUUUUGGUUAAGCAAGGCAUUGUUCCUGGAAUCAAAGUCGAUAAGGGGUUGGUGCCACUUGCUGGUUCGAACAAUGAAUCAUGGUGUCAAGGUCUCGAUGGGCUUGAUUCUCGUGCAGCUGCUUACUAUCAGCAGGGUGCUCGUUUCGCCAAAUGGCGCACAGUCGUGAGUAUUCCCAAUGGCCCAUCGGCGCUCGCUGUCAAGGAAGCUGCUUGGGGGCUUGCUCGCUACGCUGCUGUCUCCCAGGAAAAUGGGUUGGUUCCAAUCGUCGAACCGGAGAUCUUGCUCGAUGGCGAGCACGGAAUCGACAGAACAUUCGAAGUGGCACAGAAAGUUUGGGCAGAGGUGUUCUUCUACUUAGCAGAAAACAAUGUUUUGUUUGAAGGAAUUCUUCUGAAACCAAGCAUGGUUACUCCUGGAGCUGAGUGCAAAGAGAAAGCCACCCCUCAGCAAGUGGCAGAGUACACUCUGUCUCUUCUCAAACGAAGAAUCCCUCCAGCUGUUCCUGGAAUCAUGUUUUUAUCAGGUGGGCAAUCAGAGGUAGAAGCCACAUUGAACCUGAACGCCAUGAACCAAGCACCAAACCCAUGGCAUGUAUCCUUCUCCUACGCUAGAGCCCUGCAAAACACUUGCUUGAAGACAUGGGGUGGCCUGCCAGAGAAUGUGAAGGCAGCACAGGAUGCUCUGAUUCACCGAGCCAAGGCGAACUCGCUCGCUCAGCUCGGGAAGUACAGCAGUGAGGGCGAGACUGCCGAGGCAAGUGAGGGAAUGUUCAUCAAGAACUACUCGUACUGAUCGAUGAAGAACAUGAUGAAGAUGCUUUAUAGCGAUUUAAAAAGAACACAAAACUGUUUUUGUGUAUUCUUAGCAGCUUAAUGAACAUUUUGUUGAUGAAUUUAGUUUAGUUUGGUGUUUUGAAUCUAUGUAAGAUGCUUGAAUUUGCAUGAAUCAUGAGCUUAUAUAUAUUAUAAUCA
Molecule: messenger RNA, 1451 nt
Organism: Cucurbita moschata (crookneck pumpkin)
Lineage: Eukaryota; Viridiplantae; Streptophyta; Magnoliopsida; Cucurbitales; Cucurbitaceae
Product: fructose-bisphosphate aldolase 1, chloroplastic-like
Exons: 6
Coding region: 79-1272 (397 amino acids)
Biological process (GO): glycolytic process; fructose 1,6-bisphosphate metabolic process
Cellular component (GO): cytosol
Molecular function (GO): fructose-bisphosphate aldolase activity
Source: RefSeq, a predicted model, not a curated record